Acomys russatus (golden spiny mouse) is the source of this 636-nucleotide messenger RNA. Its product is annotated as oocyte-specific histone RNA stem-loop-binding protein 2-like. Gene Ontology annotation, biological process: mRNA transport; mRNA 3'-end processing by stem-loop binding and cleavage. Gene Ontology annotation, cellular component: histone pre-mRNA 3'end processing complex; cytoplasm. Gene Ontology annotation, molecular function: histone pre-mRNA stem-loop binding; mRNA binding. The transcript is spliced from 5 exons. NCBI's taxonomy places the organism in Eukaryota, Metazoa, Chordata, Mammalia, Rodentia, Muridae. The record is from RefSeq and is a predicted model, not a curated record. Bases 1 to 471 code for a protein of 156 amino acids.
AUGGUAAGUGUGGGAGUCAUCACAGAGUCUUGUCACGCCAGGUGGGAAGUUGAGACAGAUGAAGUGGUCCUGCGGCGGCGGCAGAAGCAGAUAGAUUAUGGCAAGUGCACACCUGGUUACCAGUGCUUUCUGCAGCAGGUCCCCAAGGCACAGCGACAGCCAGGCUUUCACCCUCAAACACCAAACAAAAACAGGAGGUACAGCCGCCGAUCCUGGGAUGCCCAGAUCAGGCAGUGGAGAAGAGCCCUGCAUACCUGGGACCCCCCAAGCCAGCCUCUGCAUGACAGGGAGGCUGAGGGGAAGGCAACAAAGAACCCCCCAAGGCCAGUGGAGCCUACUCCAUUGGAUGAUCGCCUGGAUAACUUGCCCCAGGCCCCGGAAUCCUCAGAGAAUUGGGACAGAGGCCAGAAAGAGGCCCAGUUUGCAUACUUGAAGGGUUCUGCUGCCUCCCCUUCCCAGCCAGCUCAGUGAGGAAGAUCUUCAUCACUAAGUCUUCAGCUGUUUUCCUAUCCCAGAAGAGUACGGUGUAAAUAUUUAGAGGAAACAUGUUUUUUUUAGGGAUAUGCAACUUCAACUGAAAUAGUGAAAUGACUGGAAUUUCUACUUUCUAACCAAUUAAAAAAAGAAAUCUAAAAC